CUGUGCGGGCGCGCUUCGAGAACCUGGUGGGUGGGUCACUACUGCACUCGUCACUACACCACGUCACGUGACCCAGCUGAUGUCGCUCGCGGUCGCCGAGCCGUUCAAGGCGCCCGUGGACCUGCAGCUGUACCCGUCGUACGCGCUCGUCGUCGCGUACCCCGUCGACCUGUCCACUGUGCGGGCGCGCUUCGAGAACCUGGUGGGUGGGUCACUACUGCACUCGUCACUACACCACGUCACGUGACCCAGCUGAUGUCGCUCGCGGUCGCCGAGCCGUUCGUGGCGCCCGUGGACCUGCAGCUGUACCCGUCGUACGCGCUCGUCGUCGCGUACCCCGUCGACCUGUCCACUGUGCGGGCGCGCUUCGAGAACCUGUUCUACCGGAGACCUGCAGCGGCUCAGUUUGACGCCCGCUAUCUGGCCAGCAACGCCGAGCGCUUCAACAAACCGCACUCGCCCAUCGUGCGCCAGGCGCGACUCGUCACCGAUCUGCUGAUGUACAUCAUCAGCAACUGGCAAAAUGUGGACGUGGUGGCGAAGUACCACGAGCUGGCGGCUUCCUACCACUCUUCGGAUGAUGAGCCGCUCGCCACCACAUUGCACAAGAAUUGUGAACGUCAACAGAAGCUGUCGGGUGGUGGUGCGAGUGGUGGGGGUGGCGCGCGCUGGGUGUCGCGGUGCGGCGCGCUGUUGGCGGAACUGAGCGCGUCGGCGGACGCGCAGCCGUUCCGCCGACCCGUGUCCCCGCUGCAGGCGCCAGACUACGCGCGAGUGGUGGCGACCCCGAUGGACCUGGGCACGGUGCGGGCGCGGCUCACGGGCGGCGUCUACACGCGGCCGGAGCAGUUCGCGCGCGACGUGCGGCUCGUCUUCUCCAACAGCCGCCUCUACAACACCAACAAGCGCAGCCGAAUAUACUCGAUGACGGUGCGUCUGUCGUCGCUGUUCGAGGCCCUGUGGGCGCGUGUGGAGGGCUCGCGGUCGGGCGGCCGCUCGGGGGAACGCCCCGCUGCACGCUCCGCUGGCCGCUCCGCCGCACGCUCGUCCCGCGCGCCUCGCUCUCGCAGUGCACGCCGCACUCGUCGCGCCGCUCGACGCACUAGGCGCGCAGCGCGAGCCGCAAGGAAUGGUCAGUGUUGUCUUACUUUGCAGUCACGCAAUUAUUGA
Molecule: messenger RNA, 1170 nt
Organism: Parnassius mnemosyne (clouded apollo)
Lineage: Eukaryota; Metazoa; Arthropoda; Insecta; Lepidoptera; Papilionidae
Source: the annotation of a GenBank genome assembly